AAGAUUUAUUAUUCGAAUUAUUAAUUUUGAAUAUAUUUUUAUACUCCAUUAAAUUUAUUUAAAUUAACACAAAGGUUUAUUGAUGAUUUACUGAGUCUUUACGUGUUUACCUAUAUUUUAUGAAACAAUAAACUCGUUAUUUAUAACCUCUACAUAAGUAUUUUUAUAUUUUAACAAAUAAAAUAAAGCACCAGCAACUGCGUUAUCAUUAACAGCGAAAAAUACACUAAGGGCAUUAGAUAAAAAAUAAUAUUUAUUAUUCUUCUGAAGUAAAUAAAUUAUCAACAAUGGAACGACGAGCUUCUACGGAAGAAAGUCUUAAGAUCAUCUGGCAUGAUCUUAAAUGUGAGGAGAUGGACCGAUUAGAAGGAACGCAUUUUUACGGACAGCGAGCACAUAUAUUUAUAACACUUGGUGCAUCAGGUGAUUUGGCGAAGAAAAAAAUCUAUCCAACUCUCUGGUGGUUAUUCCGCGAUAAUUUAUUACCAAAAACCACAACAUUCUUUGGUUACGCGCGUAGUAAAUUAACUCUGCAGGAUUUGCGUGACAAGUGUCACCAGUACAUGAAAGUAAAGCCCGGAGAGGAAGAAAAGUACGAAGCAUUUUGGAAACUAAACUAUUAUGUCCAAGGACCGUAUGACUCUGAUAAAAGUUUUGAGCAUUUAAACAGCGAGUUGAUGAAGUUUGAAAAUGGUUCUGAAGCAAAUAGAUUAUUCUACUUAGCUCUUCCACCUUCAGUUUUCGAAGAAGUUACCGUGCAUAUUAAAAAUAAGUGUAUGGGUAAAAAAGGUUGGACUCGAAUAAUUAUCGAGAAACCGUUUGGUCGCGACGCGCCAUCAUCUCAGCGUUUGUCAGAUCAUCUGGCUUCUCUGUUCAACGAAGAACAAAUCUACCGAAUAGACCAUUAUCUAGGAAAAGAAAUGGUCCAAAAUUUAAUGACUCUCAGGUUUGGUAACAGAAUAUUCAGCCCUACUUGGAAUCGCGAUAAUAUCGCGUCGGUACAAAUUACUUUUAAGGAGCCUUUUGGUACGCAAGGACGAGGUGGAUAUUUUGACGAAUUUGGGAUAAUACGAGACGUGAUGCAGAAUCAUUUGCUGCAAAUUUUGUCUCUAUUUGCUAUGGAAAAACCAGCUUCUUGUUGUCCCAAUGAUAUAAGAAAUGAAAAAGUUAAAGUUUUGAAAUGUAUUAAGCCAUUGGAGCUUGACGAUGUAGUUCUAGGACAAUAUGUUGGUGAUCCUGAUGCAGAAGAUCCUGAAGCCAAACUAGGAUAUCUUGACGAUCCAACAGUUCCAUCCAAUUCGACGACUCCAACUUACGCAGCUGCGGUUUUAAAAAUAAAUAACGAGCGAUGGGACGGCGUUCCAUUUAUUCUUAAGUGUGGAAAAGCAUUGAAUGAACGUAAAGCAGACAUACGGGUGCAAUAUCGAGAUGUACCUGGAGAUAUAUUUGACGGAAAAGCUAAAAGAAAUGAAUUAGUCAUCAGAGUUCAACCGGGUGAAGCUCUGUACAUUAAGAUGAUGACUAAAACCCCAGGAAUAACAUUUAACAUGGAAGAAACCGAGCUAGAUCUCACUUAUGACAAAAGAUACAAGAAUAUAAAGCUUCCUGAUGCUUAUGAACGAUUAAUAUUAGACGUAUUUUGUGGAUCUCAAAUGCAUUUCGUACGAAACGACGAACUAUCGGAAGCAUGGAGAAUAUUCACUCCUCUGCUUCAUCAAAUUGAAAACGAAAGAAUCCCUCCGAUUCCUUACAAGUACAAAUCUCGUGGACCAAAAGAAGCCGAUGCAAUGGCUAAGAAAAAUAAUUUCGUGUACUACGGAUCUUAUAAAUGGCCAGAACAUCGUUAAUUAUAUAUAUAUAUAUAUAUAUAUAAUUUUUUAUAAUUGAUUA
Cotesia glomerata is the source of this 1890-nucleotide messenger RNA. It is a transcript of the gene Zw, whose product is annotated as glucose-6-phosphate 1-dehydrogenase. Lineage: Eukaryota; Metazoa; Arthropoda; Insecta; Hymenoptera; Braconidae. Gene Ontology annotation, molecular function: glucose-6-phosphate dehydrogenase activity; NADP binding. Gene Ontology annotation, cellular component: cytosol. Gene Ontology annotation, biological process: pentose-phosphate shunt, oxidative branch; glucose metabolic process. The record is from RefSeq and is a predicted model, not a curated record. The transcript has 8 exons. The coding region runs from base 288 to 1847 and encodes 519 amino acids.